This is a messenger RNA of Oncorhynchus gorbuscha (pink salmon), 3030 nucleotides long. RefSeq names its product nuclear casein kinase and cyclin-dependent kinase substrate 1a (gene nucks1a). The transcript has 8 exons. Gene Ontology annotation, molecular function: single-stranded DNA binding; double-stranded DNA binding. Gene Ontology annotation, biological process: interstrand cross-link repair; double-strand break repair via homologous recombination. Lineage: Eukaryota; Metazoa; Chordata; Actinopteri; Salmoniformes; Salmonidae. Gene Ontology annotation, cellular component: cytoplasm. The coding region runs from base 266 to 1207 and encodes 313 amino acids. The record is from RefSeq and is a predicted model, not a curated record.
CCUAGGCCCGAUCUGUUAGGUUGCGCACAUGCUGCAGUUUCAGUUUGUUUUAUUCACCAUUUUGAGUAGCUCAAGGUAAAAUUUUAACUAAAAUCGCGUUUGGAAAAGAAAUUCGUUCCCGUAUAUUUCGUUUUACGCAGUAGCUCGGGCGUUGGAACGUUUCGUUGCGCCCAUUGGAGUUGCAGAGCGGGACGAUUUCAUUUGUAUUUUCCUGGAUUUAAUUUCCCCUUUCUUACAUUCUUAACCUCUACAGUAUUUCUGCAAAAUGUCAAGACCAGUGAGGAACAAGAAGGUGGUGAAUUACUCACAAUUCCAGGAAUCUGAUGACGCAGAUGAGGAGUAUGGGAAGAACUCAGACAAGCCUAAGAAGCCUCGUGCGGCUCCUCGCGAGGUGAAGCGCAAGCGGUCAAAGAACUCUCAGGAGGACAGUGAGGAUUCUGAUGAAAAACUCUCCAAAUCCAAAAAUGAUUCAGCAGAUGACUUUGGCAGUGAUGAAGACAACGACUUUGGAGAGGAAGAUGAGGAGGAUGGAGGGAGCGACUACGAAGCUAAAAGAGGCAAAAAGGGAAAGACAGCCAAGGUGGCAAAGCCCACUAAGAGGACACCCAAGAGAAAACGACCCACAGAUGACAGUGAUGAGGAGGUGAGUCGUAAGGUGCGUACAGUGCGCCAGGCCGCCACCAAGGCUGUGUCUAAACAGAGAGAGAUCUUGCUGGGAGACGGAGGUAGUGAGGACGAGGAACGUGAAGACAAGGAGGAGGCCUUCGCAGACCCUGAUGAGUCGGGCAGUGAUGAAGACUUCAUGGUUGAGGAUGAUGAUGAUAGUGACUAUGGCCGCUCCAAGAGCAAGAGGAGCAGCAAGAAGGUGAUCAAACGGAGCCGGCCAGAAAGGAAGGAAAAGAAAUCCCCCAAACCACGACUAAAGGCCACUGUGACCCCCAGCCCAAUGAAAGGAAAGGGUAAAGGUCGCCCCAGUGCUGCCAAGGCCCUGGAGAAGAGCUCGCCCAAAGAGGAGGAAGAGGAGGAGCCAGAGAGCCCCCUGGAGGAAGAGGAGGAGGAGGUGGUGGUGAAGAAGGACUCCUCCCCCACUCCCAAGAAAACAAAGGAGGCACCCGGGAAGGAGAAGAAGGAAAAGGAAGAUGAGGAGGAGGAGGAGGAGGAAGAGGAGGACGGAUCGGAAGAGGACGUGCCCUCUGGGGAAGACUAGACCCACAGAAGUCCCACCUCUCUCUCUCUUCCCCAUUCCCUCUCUUUACCUUCUCAAGUUUUUUGUUUCUCUUAGUUUAGAGUUUAUUUUGGUUUCAUUGGUGGCCUGGCUCAAUGGUUUGAACCUCAUGUGGAUUUGUUGUUUAGUGUUUGUUGUUUAGUGUCUGGCUUCCCGUAAUGACUGACUUCCCGUAAUGACUGACUGACUGAGCACAUCGUAUCUGUGUGCAUAAGAACAUGCAUACCAUAUGGCUGUGAGGGAUGGAAGGAAAGAACAAGUGAGAUUUUACUCCCUCUCUCUGAACAUGUCCCAUUCCUCCAUCCCUGUCCCCUCUGCUCAUCUACACCUCUACUGGCACACCUCUCUUCUCUUUUUCAUCUCCCUCUCCACAGUGGCUGCAUUAGUCUUUCCUACACAAGUCUGUGUGAAGCUCAGAAAACAGUUAUUUGGGCUUUGUUAGUUUGCCUUUCUGAGAGCUCCGUGCUAGUGGACAUCUGUCCUCAACAGUCGCUUGAAGUGUAGAGUCAUUCCUUUUCUUUCUGCAGGCUGAUGGGUGUGCAAGUGAGCCUUCUAUUAAAAAAAAUAUAUAUAUAUAUUCUAGCAAUUUUCUUUAUCUGCUGAGUUCUCCAUUCCCCUCUCCAUGUAAUCUCUGGUCUGACAUGACUGGAUAGGUGAAAGCUAUGUAGUAUAACCCUUGCUUGACCUAUCUAGUAGUGAAAGAUCAGUGAUUACUGAGCCCUGGGCCUGUCUGGGUUAGGGUUUCCAUCUCUAUCCUGGUUUCUCAGUGGACUGCUGUUGUCCAAUCAAAGCACUUUUUUAUUUUUAUUCACUGUGCCACAAUACCCAUUGGUUUAGUUACAGCCCAACGCUGACUAAUCAGAGAAGGCCACACUGGAGACUCGGAGGGAGGAUAUGUAAGCGUGUUAGAUUGUUCUCCCUUAGGUCCUGUGCCCACUCACCACAUAGCGCUGUGCCGACACUGACAAAGUGCUUUUUAAACUCUCAAACACAAUAUGUUUUAAGGAAGGUUUUACGGUUGUUAUUUUAAAUGUUAACUUGGUUGAAUUAAUGCUGUUGUAUUUCCACCUACUCCGAAGUUAAGCUCUGGCCCUGUGUCUUCACUAUAACACAUACACAAAGCUUGUUAUUGAAUAUAGAACUGUCCAGUCGUGCUUUGAGAUCAAUUGUUUUGAUUUUAUUAAAGCAAAUAGGCAGAAUAAUUGGCACGGGACAAAUAACAAUCAGCGCACACCCAACACAUUUUUACAUGAUAUUCAAUAUAACAGUACAUUCCUAGUACAAGGAACAGAGUUGAAGAUCACUUUGGAGUAGCUGUGUGUUAUUGUGCUUGAGACAGAGAGAUUGCUCUGAGCUGUAAACAGUUAAUUAUGUCGUGAGAGGGGGUCAUGGAAGCAGGUCUUAGAUCAGCCCUAAGAGAGCCUGUUUUUGCUGUGUGCUGGUACUACCCGUGUGUGGUUGUGAUGGAGCACACGCUCAGGGGGGUUGGUGUUUCCUCACCCUAGACCCUCUACCAUUGGUUUGUGGUUCUGAGAUUUUGGCUGCAUCUGUGCUGGGCAUGACACAAGCAUAAACCAUACACCCAUGCCAACACGCACACUACCCUGGCAUGGCCAGAGCAUCCUUUCAAUGUUCAACCCUUUGUGCCAGGCAUCCACAAGCCUUUUUAAUUGAAUCGAGAGUUGUUUUUUUGAGAGCCCCUAAAAUGAAUGUUUUGUUGGUUUGUUUCAAUUCUCUAUUCAGAUUUUUGUAAUGUUUGUUUUUUAAGAAAAUAAAUAAAAUGUAUCUUGAUUUUAAAAAGAAAA